GUGUUUUUCGCGUACGAGCCUCAAAACUCGACAGACUUGUAAACGCUCCAGGUGCGAGAAAGCGCCUAACCUAUCGCAAACAUCUAUUUCAUUUUACCGCGACCUACAGAAGAACUAUCGCGUACCAACGCUCGUAUUCACUGGCGACUGAACGCGCUUUCUCGAAUCAAAAAUGCUGCGGAACAUGUGCAAGACAGUGGACGGCUUCCUUAUCAACGAGUUCCUUCACGACGACAACGUGCGGUCGGCUCUUACCUACAGUGCAAGACCAGACGAUAUCUUCGUGGCCAGCUACCCUAAGUGCGGGACAACUUGGACGCAGUACAUCGCCUUCUGCGUGCUCAACAAGGGCCAGCCACCCGAUGACUACACAGAUUUCAUGCUGCGCUCGCCAUUCCUCGAACUCCUGGGUGCUGAGGCGGCACAUCGUAUGCGACGGCCAGGCGCUAUCAAGACGCACUUCCCGUUCGACAGGCAACCGUAUCACCCACAGAGCAAGUAUAUAUACGUCACUCGGAACCCCUACGACUGCUGUGUUUCGUACUUCCACCAUGUCCGCGACUCGCCUGUCUACAACUAUACAGGGGCAACGUUUGACGAGUUUCUCGACGUCUUCGUCGAAGGAAAGGUUAGCUGCGGUGACUACUUUGACCACCUCAUAUCGUGGUACGAGCACAGGAAUGACGACAACGUACUGCUCAUCACCUACGAAAGGCUCAAAGAAGACACUGCCGGGUCAGUGUUGGAAAUCGCUGACUUCCUGGGAAACCAGUACGGGGAAGAGCUGCGCCGCGACGCAGCACUUUUCGCUAAAAUCACCGAUAUGGUGAGCGCUACUAGCAUGCGCCAAGCCUUCAGCUCCGGCAUCAAGUCCAUCAUUCCAAACCUGCUUCAACUGCCAGCCGACAGAGCUCUCAAGUCCGUUGAAGUAUACAGGGACGUACUGAGCAAGAAGGGCAUGUCAUCCGCCAAGAGUGAGUUCAUCCGAAGAGGCGUUGUCGGUGACUGGAGAAACUAUUUCAAGGAGAAUCACAUCGAAAAGAUGAGAAAUUGGAUUGCAUCUAAAACGCACAACACUGACGUAAUGAAGCUGUGGGAAAAAGCCGGGCUACCGUGACUGCCUUGUUGUGACAAGAACAAGUUGUACUUUAUGUGGAAACUGUAAUUGAAAUAUGUUGCUGUAGCUUGACACCCAAUAUAUUGCGCAUAUAAUAAAUGACCAAAUUCGCUAUAGACUUCUACUAUUCCGCCUCUCCCUUAGUGCUGUUACAAUAUUACUGUCAGCGUUACGGUUGUAUUUUUUUUUAUUUUUGGCUACACAAGUACGAAGUGGCAACUCAACUUAGUUUUUUUACGAUAAAAGUUCCCGAAUAGGAUGUUAU
Molecule: messenger RNA, 1382 nt
Organism: Dermacentor silvarum
Lineage: Eukaryota; Metazoa; Arthropoda; Arachnida; Ixodida; Ixodidae
Product: sulfotransferase ssu-1
Exons: 3
Coding region: 173-1117 (314 amino acids)
Biological process (GO): sulfation
Cellular component (GO): cytoplasm
Molecular function (GO): sulfotransferase activity
Source: RefSeq, a predicted model, not a curated record